GAGGAAAGAGCUGCGUGCCUGCGUUGUGCGGGCUUUGCUGUGAUUCCCAGAGCAGCUUCUCUGGGCUACUAACAGGCACUGGGCCUGCGUGUGGGGAGAGUGGAGAGGGACUGGGCCGAGAUGGAGCUGAUGGUUCUGCUCAACGCUCUUGUUACUCGCCUGCUGUUCGUGCUGCACUCCCUCAUCGGGGUAUGGAGAGUGACUGAAGUGAAGAAAGAACCCAAGUACUGGCUGCUGGCACUGCUCAAUCUUCUCCUUUGCCUGGAGACAGGGCUGACGCUCAAGUUUAAGCAAGGCAGAGGCUACAAAUGGUUUUCCCCAGCAAUCUUUUUGUAUCUGAUUUGCAUAGUACCAUCAUUAUGGCUACUGGAAAUUCACCAUGGGACACAGUAUUGCAGUAAUGAGCUUGAAGCUGUUCAGUUAAAUGUCACCAAUCAAGACAUCAGUCAGUCUCCAGACAGCAGUGAUGGAAGCGAGAGAAUAGAUCACCACAUCAUUCGGACGGCUAAAGUCUUGGUGAAUCAGCUCUCCACAAUCUGCGAGACUGUAUGGACCCUGGCCCUCCACCAGACCUUUCUACUACUUCUAGUAGUUGGGAGAUGGCUUCUCCCCAUUGGGGUUGAAAUCACACGGGACCAGUUGUCCCAGCUGCUUCUCAUGUUUGUAGGAACAGCAGCAGAUAUACUUGAAUUUGCUAGUGAAACCCUGGACAUUGAGGAUGUGCGGAAGAAUUAUAUUCUCAUAAAUGCGAUUCUUGCUGUAUGGACCUGGAGUAUGUUACAGUUUCCACUUGAUCUUGCAGUACAGCAUAUUGGCUGCAAACCAACUGCAUCAAGCAGGCAGAUUCCUAGCCUGCUGCUGUGCAGGUAUAGUGCAGAGCUGUGGAACAUCGGGGUCAGCUUGUUCAUACAGGAUGGACCCUUCUUCAUUGUGCGCUCAAUCCUGAUGGGCCACUUUCGAAUAUUCAAUCAGAUGCUGGUGUUUUUUACAGCUAAGAAUAUCUUAGUUGUGAUCCUACAACUGUAUCGCUUGGCAGUGAUAACGUUAGAUUUUCGCAGUACUAUUCUGCAAAAGAGCAGGAAGGGAGAAGUUGGCUGCUGCCCAUGUGAGCCUUAUGAAGCUACUACUCAUGCUACUGCUGAGCAGGAUGCCGACAUGAACGAGUGUGUUGCUUUUCCACUGAAAGAGGAAUCCCAGGCUCCAUUGGAAGACCACUGAGCACCGUGAUUGACUCAAGACCAAUUUCAUUUCUCAGCUGCUUCAGAAGGGCCUAUUUCUAUGGUGAAACUGACUUUGAGCACAAUUCAUCGCUUCCACUAAGAGAUUAGUAAUUUCUUCUAAACUGUAGGGGAAAUUUCUGAAGGAAAAAAAAAUAAAUCAUAGAAAUGGGACAUUUUGUAUCCCACUGGAUCUGGGGGGUUUUUGACCAGUUCCCUACUAUAUUAUUCACAGGGAUUUUGUAGCCGUAGUUUGUAGUAGCAAGAAAGGUUGGCACACUAACGAAGUUGGUUGUAAUCUUUGGUGGCACUUUGCUAAUGUAUGUACUUGCCUGUAUUCAGAUAGAAGGACAAGCCUAUCCCAAUGGAACAGAGGAAACACAGAAGCAUUUAGCCCUACUUCAGUGGUUGGGCUACAGCUAAGAUGAACAUUAUGAUCACUGUGCAUAACAACAGCUUCAGCAGCGACAACUGCAGACAUGCAAGGGAAUGGGCAUAACAGAUUCCUACUGUUACUGUGACAUCUAAACAUUGUUCAUUCAGAAAGGUUUGGAAAAGCUUCACUGAGUGUUACUCCAUUUCUGGCUGGAUUUUCAGUUUAAAAACUACAAAACACCAUGAAAUGUCACAAAAAAGACUGUCUCUUAGGACCUGCAUAGUCUGAAUAAUCUAAACCUUACAAAUAAAUAGAUAUAUUAAAAACAUGGGGAAAUGCCCAAAGACCUGCUUGUCACCUGGUCAUUUUCUACAGAAGUACUUGCCUUUAAAUUUCUACCAGUCAGAACACAUACAAAAUAUAUAUAUGUGUGUGUGUGUGUGUGUAUGUGUGUAUAUAUAAAACCAGGAAAAAAACUUGUAAUUUUUAUUUCCUGCUACACUGUGUUUGAAGUUGAGUGCAGAUUUUAAGUGUUGCCAUUUUAUAGUUUUUUAUUAUUUUUAAGUGUCCUGACUCAGGUGUACAAUCUAAUAAGAAAAUUGUCCUGUCAAAUGUGACUGGUGCCAUCUAGACAAAAGGAUUCUGACUUGUGCUUCACACUUCAUGAAGCACCACUAAAUACCAUGGAAUCAUUUGGCCUAUUUAGCGUCAAGGUCUGUUUUUUAAAAAAGGCAUGCAUUUACUUUUGUGUUUGGGGUGAAUAACAUGGGAUAUGAAUCAUUUCUUCCAGGAACACUUUACAUCAAUGUAAAACCAAUGACCCUGCUGGGCUUAGCUGGAAAGAUAAGUAAGUUUUGAAAAUCUGUCCCAAAAUGAUAUGCUCACUGAAAAUGGCAGGUACUUCCUACAGAUUUCUACAUCCACUUUUAAUGAGAUCAGAAAAGCAUGUUAAUUAAAAAAAAAAAAAAAUUAAUCUCACAAGUAGGAAGUAGCCUAAUUAAGGUAAUUUCCUCUAUUAAGCGACCCCAGUUUUACCAAGGGCCUCAGAUAUCUAAAAAAUACAGGAUCUGUUUACAAAUGCGUUAAAGUGCUCCUGCCACCACCACAGCAGUCAUAUGCGUAUUAGACUAAUAAGCAAUGUUGAUAUUACAAUAUCAGUUAUAAUUAUGUCAAUUAAUAAUAAAUGUCAAUAUUUAUUCCCCAAAGGAUGUACCUAUUUAACAAUGAACCUAUUUAAAAAUUUCCCAAACACGCGAACCUGUGUUUGAAUUUUAUGAGCUGUUAAACCUUGAGAUCUGUUUCAUGUAGGAUCAGGCCCCUUCACCAGGAGAGAAGAAAAUGCACAGCCAUAAAGAAACAAGUCUUAUGCACUCAUAGCCCAUUCUACCACUUGUACCUUAGGAAUAACAUGCAACACAUCCUGCUCUUCUCAUUUUGAGCCUCUUUCCAGCAGAAGGAAAAAAAAGUCAGUCACCAUUUACAGUGCUGUUGUAAGGUUGACAUAUUUAGAGUUGAAUGCAACUUUUAUAGGCAAAGAAGCUAAAGUACUGCUGCUGACCAGCUGUGUUGUUAAAGCCUUUCACACCAAGGUGCAUUUAGAAUCAGCUGGUAGCACUGCAACAUCUCUUCUUUGUUGACGCAAGUCAGAUCUACUCACAUUCAUUGAGUUCACCACUUGCUGAUGUAGUAAUUACCCUGUUAAAAGGAUCCUUGCUAAUUAAUUUGAAGUGUACUGAUCUUCCUAGAACAUCAUUUGAAAUUCACCAGCAAAAAAAAAAAUAAUAAUAAUAAUUGCAAGUACUUGCUACCUAUUUAAAGGCUUAGUUCAACAACAACCAGGCUCAGCCUGCAGCAAAUGCAAGAUUCCCUGGGGUCAGCAAUACAAAGACUAGUUACAGCAGGAGUAUUAUACAAGCAACUAUAUUUCCUGAUCUUCAGGCUGUUUCAUUUUAAGUAGCAGUAAAGCUCUUAUCAGACUUACUUUGAGAAUAACUCACUGCAAUGCUAGGUUCUUUACUAGAUUCCAUCGUUAUUCAGACAAUUACAAAAUGCAUAAGAACCACACCCUCAUGCUUAGGAUAGAACAGAUUUGGACUUUCUUUUUCCUUCCCACCACUAUGGGCAAAGACAGAUUGCUUAAAAGCAAGGGAAGAAAAAACAGAUAGACAAACAAAGCACUUAAAUGGUAGGCAGCCUGCCCUCCUGCCUAUGCGGAGAGGGGAAAUCGCAUUUGCCAGGUAGCAACAGGAAUGACUGACGGAGUGCAUUUCUAAUUCAUUGAGAAGACUGGCUAGCAAUUAAAAAGUCUAAUGAUUUGUAUGUUCAGUCACAGCAGCAAAUCCCAGUGGGAAAUCAUUUUCACCUUCCUCUUGCAAAUUUCUUGAGAGAGAGGACAAUGGAGCUGUUUUGUAGCAGGAUGAGUCGGUUGAACCAGCAGCUGGGUGCAGGGUGCCGCAUUGUCAUACUGGUGCCUUUCAGAGCAUCAUGCUAUGCAAGUGGUAGAAUGUAUUCUCCUUAAGAUCUGACAACUGGUGUCACACUUGUUUUUCAGAAAAUGCUGCAGUAAACUGUUGGAAUUGGGAAAAUUCAAUCCUUCUAGAUGGGAGGAUUUCAGAACAUCUGUCUUAACUGUUAUUUACUCCUAAGUCAGGAGAAUCACAUUACUAAAUCUCUUAGGCAAACAGAUAUCUAGCUGUUACAGUUAUUUAUCUCGUUGUACCUGCUUUGUCCUUCUAGAUUAUUCUAGGUAGGUCACUCCAAAAGUAAUUCUAUUUAUUUCUAUGAAAACUACAACAAAUACGAAGUGCACAAUAACGUAAUUUGAUAGCAUAAAUACUGCAAAACAUUUUUGAACACAGUCCCCACCAGUAGCUAUGCAUUUGCACCAGUGAUGAACAAGAGCUGCAUGCUGUGCUUGUAGAAAUUUGCACCAGCGGGGGAGGCCCACUGUCAUUACUGCCACUGCUGAAAUACACCACUCACCACCUCAUUGUGCUCACAUCCACUGGUUGGUCUCCACAAACAUUCAGCAAGUGUCAAUGAAUGCCAAUGGGUGCCAUUUUUUUCCCACAUGGAGGAAUUCAGUUCCACCCCCUUACUUCAUUUGCACUUGCACGUCAGAUGCCAUUCUGUCAGACUGCCCCUCUGCUGCCAUCCAUCACACAGCAACAAAGUAUAAUGAAAUAUUGGUGGAAGGUUCAACCAGUACUGCCGUACCACCAACAUCCGCCUCUGAUGUCAUGGGCCAACAUCAUAAAAAAGGAGGCAUUAUUUUGGAGCAGCUCUUACAUAUUACAAAUCACUGCACUGUUUUGCCACUUGUCUUUUCCUCAGCUAAAAUGUAUUUCUGCUUUCUUUUGGACUUCGGCUCAAAUAAGAUCAUAGCUUUGAGCCAAUAAUAAUAAUAAAAGCAACAAUAACCAUUAUUUCAUUGCAUUUCUGCUGGUAUUUUUACUGUACUAUAUUUUCUGGUACUAUGUGAAUAUAGAAGAAAAUGUUCAAUUACUUCUUAAAAAUUCCAACUUUAUUUUGAAAAUAAAAGGCAGUUACC
Gallus gallus (chicken) is the source of this 5143-nucleotide messenger RNA. RefSeq names its product transmembrane protein 26 (gene TMEM26). The record is from RefSeq and is marked validated. The transcript has 6 exons. The coding region runs from base 121 to 1218 and encodes 365 amino acids. NCBI's taxonomy places the organism in Eukaryota, Metazoa, Chordata, Aves, Galliformes, Phasianidae.